CCUCGCUCUCUCCACAUUCGAUCUCGACUUCGUCGUAAUCCUCGAUUGGCUAGAUCCUCAACUAGUCGAGAACGAGCAUUUCGGAUACGACGCAAGAAACGGACGGUUUCAUCUGCUAGAAUCCGUCGUAAACGACCCUGACUUCUUCAAUCCCAACGUUCGAGUAGACAACAGCGUCUCAGUUGAACUAGUGUCUGCCGAAUCGGACCGCUUUCCGAAGAUCAAACGCUUGAUUUCCAGUACGCACUGCGACGCAGACGGAAAAACGAAAUUGGAGUUGCCGUGGUUGAGCAAAAUGCUGAGGUUCAAGGGGACAUUAGUCUGCAUGGAUAUGAACGCAUGCUGGUUUCCGCUUGACGUAAUCAAGUUGAGGAUUCGACUGGUUAGUGAUUUCUUGAAGGGCACGACGAGUAUGGGACGCAGAAGGCGUGUAAAGUUGAUCGAUCCAUUGCUGAGGCGCGCAUUCCGCACGAUGGGCGGGAACGGAGCGGGGAUGGCGGCCAGGUAA
Messenger RNA from Amoebophrya sp. A25, 508 nucleotides. Lineage: Eukaryota; Dinophyceae; Syndiniales; Amoebophryaceae. The record is from the annotation of a GenBank genome assembly.